Messenger RNA from Macadamia integrifolia, 2943 nucleotides. RefSeq names its product receptor-like protein 36. Lineage: Eukaryota; Viridiplantae; Streptophyta; Magnoliopsida; Proteales; Proteaceae. Gene Ontology annotation, molecular function: protein binding. Bases 1 to 2943 code for a protein of 980 amino acids. The record is from RefSeq and is a predicted model, not a curated record. The transcript is spliced from 2 exons.
AUGGCGCUUCAGCUUCUAGCUUUCAUUCUCCUUCUAGGGAGCUCUUUGAGGCUAGAAUCUGUCACUGGUAGAAGGAUUGUGGAGAAUGAGACAGAUCAACUUGCUUUGCUGAAGUUCAAGAAACAAAUUUAUGAUCCGCAUGGAUCAUUAAUUUCUUGGAACGAUUCCAUCAAUUUCUGCCACUGGGUGGGGAUUACAUGUGGCCAUCGUCAUCAACAAAGGGUUAUCAGCUUGGUUUUAAAAGGGAAGGGCUUGGGAGGAAUCAUAUCUCCUUCCAUAGGAAAUCUCACUUUUCUUCAUUUCCUCGACGUUGCAAACAAUAGUUUCCAUGGCAAAAUCCCCCAAGAAAUCGGUAAUUUGGUUCGACUACAUUACAUUGAUUUUACAAACAAUACUAUUGAAGGAGAGCUUCCUACCAGUUUGGUCAACUGUACUCAUCUAAGAGAAAUUCUUUUCUCCUAUAACGAUCUUGUUGGGAAGAUUCCGGUUGAAAUAUUUACGUCUUUGUCAAAGUUGGAGGUAAUUUCUAUUCGUGAUAGUGGCUUAACAGGAGAAAUACCAAAUUGUUUUGGGAAUACUUCCUCCAUCCGAGUUAUCUCUUUGGGUGGAAAUGGACUGCAGGGGAGCAUUCCCGAAUCCCUUGGUCAGCUAACAAACUUGUACUAUCUUGCACUCGAAGGAAACAACCUAUCUGGUAUGUUCCCUGUCUCACUAUACAAUCUCUCUUCUCUUGAAGUUAUUUCUCUCCACCAAAACAAGCUAUCUGGUAUGUUCCCAGCCGCACUAUAUAAUCUCUCAUCUCUUGAAUAUUUGUCUCUUGGACAUAACCAAUUGCAUGGGAGCCUUCCACGAGACAUAGGCCUUACUCUUUAUCCAAAUCUCAAAGUACUAGCAAUUGAAAGCAACCUUUUCUCAGGGAGGAUUCCAUAUUUAUUUUCUCUAGUGUCUAUCCCAUCAUUGAAGUAUGUAGAUUUGUCACAUAACCAAUUCAAUGACAUACUCGAUGGCUUCUCCCACAACACCUGUAGUGGAACUAAUCUUAAGUUUCUUGAUUUGUCCUAUAACAAAUUGAGCGGUAUGAUUCCCAAGUAUUUUGGUUGUUUGGUUGGCAAUCUAAGUGUCCUAAAUCUAGAGCAGAACAACUUGGAUGGGACCAUUCCUGAUGCUUACACCAAAGGAUGCAAACUACAGAUAUUCAAAGUCAAUGGGAAUCGAAUACGGGGGAAAUUAGCAAGAUCAUUGGAAAAUUGCAAGGAUAUGGAGGUGUUAGAUGUUGGGAACAACCAGUUGAGCGGCACCUUCCCCUUUUGGUUGGAAAACCUACCCCAAUUGCGUGUUUUGGUUUUGAAAUCUAACAAAUUCUAUGGCCCCAUAAUACAAAAAUCAAAGGCUGUUGAUUCUCAUUCGCCCUUCCCAAUGUUGCAUGUGUUUGAUAUCUCUCUAAACAGAUUUACAGGGAAGUUGCCACUGGAAUACAUUUGUCAAUGGAAAUCAAUGUUGGAUACAUAUAUACCUCAACUGGUCAAUUAUAUAGGUUCAGAUUCUGGCUAUCAAGUUACACUCGAGAUUGUAAUCAAAGGAAUAAGUUUGGAGAUGGAGAAGGUCAUAGAAACAUUCACCACCAUAAAUCUUUCUUACAACAAGUUUCGAGGAAAUAUUUCAGUAGCAAUUGGGGAACUUAAAGCACUCAUGGGGCUCAAUUCAUCUGAGAAAUACCAGCUUCUUUUGGGAACAUUUCCUCCAUCCGAGUUAUCUUUGUGUAACAAUGGACUGCAAGGGAGCAUUCCGGAAUCCUUAACUCUUCUAACAAACUUGUAUCUUCUUGUACUUGAUGGAAACAACCUAUCUGUUAUGUUCACUAUCUCACUAUACAAUCUCUCAUCUCUUGAAGAUAUUUCUCUUGGACAAAACCAACUGCAAGGGAACAUUCCACGAGACAUAGGCCUCACUCUUCAUCCAAAUCUCAAAAUACUUAUACUUGGAAGCAACCUUUUCUCAGGGAGCAUUCCAGAUUUAUUUUCUCUAGUGUCUGUCCCAUCAUUAAAGUAUGUAGAUUUGUCAGAUAACCAAUUCAAUGACAUACUCGAUGGCUUCUCUCACAACAUUUGUAGUGGAACUAAUCUUAAGUUUCUUGAUUUGUCCUAUAACAAAUUGAGUGGUAUGAUUCCCAAAUAUUUUGGUUGUUUGGUUGGCAAUCUAAGUGUCCUAAAUCUAAAGCAGAACAACUUGAAUGGGUCCAUUCCUAAUGCUUACACCAAAGGAUGCAAACUACAGUUAGUCAAAAUAAAUGGGAAUCAACUAGAGGGGAAAUUACCAAGAUCAUUGGAAAAUUGCAAGGAUAUGGAGGUGUUAGAUAUUGAGAACAACCAGUUGAGCAGUACCUUCCCCUUCUGGAUGGAAAGCCUACCCCAGUUGCGUGUUUUGGUUUUGCAAUCUAACAAAUUCCAUGGUCCCAUUACACAGAAAUUAAAGGUUGCUGCUGACUUUCAUUCUCCCUUCCCAAUGCUACAUGUGUUUGAUAUCUCUCUAAACAGUUUUAUAGGAAAAUUGCCACUUGAAUAUAUUUGUCAAUGGAAAUCAAUGUUGGUUGGAGAUAUAUCUCAACUGACCCAUUAUAUAAGUUGGCAAAAUACAGGUUUUCUUGCAGAUUUUACCUAUCAAGUUACGCUCAAGAUUGUAAACAAAGGACUAAAUUUGGAGAUGGAGAAAAUCAUAGAAAGAUUCACUAUCAUAAAUCUUUCUUACAACAAGUUUCGAGGAGAUAUUUCAGUCUCAAUUGGGAAACUUAAAGCACUCAUGGGGCUCAAUUUAUCUGCAAAUGACCUCAUAGGCCAAAUUCCAUUUUCACUUGCACGGUUAAGCAGGCUUGAGUCCCUAGAUCUUUCUAGAAAUAGCUUAUCAGGGGGAAAUCCCCCAACAAUGGGGAAGCCUCACAUUCCUUGA